This is a messenger RNA of Zerene cesonia (dogface butterfly), 915 nucleotides long. RefSeq names its product luciferin 4-monooxygenase-like. Lineage: Eukaryota; Metazoa; Arthropoda; Insecta; Lepidoptera; Pieridae. The record is from RefSeq and is a predicted model, not a curated record. The transcript is spliced from 6 exons. Gene Ontology annotation, molecular function: CoA-ligase activity. Bases 1 to 915 code for a protein of 304 amino acids.
AUGAACAGGUUCUUCAUCUGUGGGGAAUUGUAUCAUAGUUACGAUACUUUUUCAAUAUAUAAAUAUUUAAGCCUAGGAAAAACAAUUGUAUAUGUAACGAACGUUACACCUGAAAAUUUACGAAAAUGUUUAAAUGAAUAUAAGAUCGAUAUGGCUAUGCUAUUACCAAUCCUUAUUUAUGGUUUGUGUGACUUACAAGACGCAGACGUUCUUUCGGAAUAUUUGAAAAUUAUUUAUAGCGUAUCAGCACCUCUGCAUUAUAAAACAAUCGAGCAUGUCAAGAAAAGAUUCCCAAAUCUCAAAGAAAUAAUUCAAGGUUAUGGCAUGUCAGAAUGCGGAGAUAUAACAUCUGAAAAUUGGGGUACAAAAGGACCAAAAGUUGGCAGCGUUGGUAUGGCUUCACCUGGCAUUGUUUUGAAAGUUACAGAUACCAAUACUGGCAGAACGCUUGGCCCAAAUGAAAGGGGUGAAAUACGCGUCAAAGGUCUCGUACUUAUGAAAGGCUACAUCGGAAUCGACCCUUCCACGUACUUGGACGAGGAUGGCUUCCUCAAAACUGGCGAUUUGGGAUACUACGACGAUGAUAAAUACGUUUAUAUUGUUGAUAGGAUAAAAGAAAUACUGUUUUAUAACAGUUACCAGGUUUCACCAUUAGAAUUGGAAACAAUACUACAGAUGCACCCAGAUGUACUCGAAGCAGGUGUGGUUGGCAUACAUAGUGAGGUACAUGGCGAUAAACCUACAGCCCUGGUCGUAAAAGUACCUGGUUCUAAAGUCACUGAGCAGGAAUUAAUCAAGUAUAUAGGUGCUGAGGUACCUCCGUUUAUUCAUCUUGCGGGUGGCGUGAAAUUCGUCACGAAAUUGCCAAGAAAUUCCUGGGGUAAAAUACUUCGCCGUGAGUUAAGAGAACUCUAA